GUCAUCUCAUCUAUUCUCAUCUACGACAAGUUGCUCACUCCGCCAUGACGUUGAACAUUGUCAUGAAAUUCAUUGCCAGCAGACUCCGGCAGAUCGUUGUGCACUGCAUGAAUGUUACAAGACAACAAUAGCACCCGUGAAUUCCAACCAUGGGAAUCAGAGCUCAGGACUACUGUGAGAUUGCCGAUAUAUUGGGAUCUCAUAAAGCACUGUAGAAUCGCCCCGGUCUCAUCACACUUACUUCUGCCCACAAUGGCUGCACCUCCCGAAGUAACGACCAAGAAUCUCACAGGAAAAUAUAUUAUGAACAAGACAUUGAGUGAUGAUAGCGAUGAUAUCCUCAAGCUCCAGGGCGUAUCUUGGUUCAAGCGGCGUGCCAUCUCAAUGUUUACGUUGACGCUUAACGUCAAACAUUAUACAGAUGAGGCCGGCACUGAGCACAUAGACAUCGAGCAGACUCUAUCCGGCGGUAUGUCGGGCAACAAGGAGGACCGCACUCUUGAUUGGGAGGAACAUAACCAAUACAACGAUGUUUUUGGUGCUCUGAUAGGACAAUCAAAGAGAGUCAAGGUUGAGGAAGUAGAUGAUGAAUUCUUAAAGACUGGCUGGACGGAAGACGCAGUUGAAGAUGGGUUGAUCCUUGCUGUAGCCUGGAGCGAUACUCCAAAAAGUGGUAUGGAGUGGAAGGCAGAACUGGUACGAUUUAUUAUUUUGUCUUACUCGUCCCUCAUAUGUAUUCUUCAGACAUGGGGGUUUGAAGAAUUAAAUGGCGAGAGGAGAUACGCUAGACAUGUGAAGUUCACAUCAUCGGAUAAGACGGAUGGUCCGAUCUUUAAACACCUGUAUUACGAUUACGCUGGACCCAGCUGAAUACCACGUACGGACCUUGAAUAAUGUACUACGGCGAGCGAGAAACAAUCUGCUACGAAGACGUUUGCCUUUGUCAAUUGCAAAGGUUCAAACUUU
This is a messenger RNA of Suillus subalutaceus, 966 nucleotides long. RefSeq lists its product as uncharacterized. Bases 112 to 870 code for a protein of 252 amino acids. The transcript is spliced from 3 exons. NCBI's taxonomy places the organism in Eukaryota, Fungi, Basidiomycota, Agaricomycetes, Boletales, Suillaceae. The record is from RefSeq and is a predicted model, not a curated record.